GGCCGGCACGAUCUCAAAGCAGGGAGCCGGUUUUAAUUGGCCCCCUCAAAAAAAUCGGUCGCACGCAUCCAAUCAUUAUUUGCAGCCCGAGCCUCAUCGCUGGUCUUCUCUGCUCUGCUCUCUUCCCCCCGUCGACUCGGCCGGCGCCUUCAAUUGCCACCUGCUCCUGCUUUUAAUGGGCAUCCCCUCCCUCCGACAUGGCCGGCGAUCCCCCCACCCGCGCCGCCGGUGAUCGCUCCCCCUCCCCAUCCUCCUCCUCCUCCUCCUCUUCCUCCUCCUCUGCAUCCUCGGCCGCCGCGGUCGGCCCCUCCAGCCUCGUCCUCCACCUGCUCCUCCUCCACUCGCUCUUAUAACACGGCCGGCUAAGCCAAGCCCAGCCAUGGCGGCCGUGUUCUUCCACCACGUCAUCGGGGACCUGACCGUCGGGAAGCCCGAGAUCGCGGAGCUGCACGACGCGGACACGCUCGCCACCGCCGCGCGGGCCAUCGCGGCCAGCCCCGAGGGCGCCGUGCCCGUCUGGCGCGCGCGCGAGGCGCCCGACGAGCCGCCGUCCGGGGCCAGGUUCGUCGGGAUGAUCUCCGCCGUCGACAUCGCCGCCUUCGUCGCCACCGCCGCCGACGGAGACCGGGCCAUGCGCGAAGCCGCCGUCGGCGAGGUCGUGCAGCCCAACCCGGAGCUGCUCAGGGAGGUCGACCCCGGCACCAGGUUGAUCGAUGCGCUGGAGCUGAUGAGGAAUGGAGUAAAGCGCUUGCUUCUUCGCAAGAAUGGCUCCUGGACAGGCCUCACCAAGCGGUUUUCAAUGCUUUACGAUGGGAAAUGGAUAAAGAGCUCUGAUUCAGCAUCCGCGAGCUCACCUAGCAGCAGCAGUAUGCACUUGUGCUCACCUGUAGCUGUAAGUUCGGUGGACAGAUUUUGCUGUCUGGCAAGGGAAGAUAUCCUCCGGUUCCUGAUCGGAUGCCUCGGUGCUCUUGCCCCCAUCCCACUGUCUCGGAUCUGCACCCUUGGGGCCAUCAAUCCAAACUACUGUCACGUCGAAGCAUCGGCACCAGCCAUGGAAGCGAUCCAGAAGAUCCCUCGAGACCCAUGCGGGGUAGCUGUAGUGGAGACAAUGCCAGAUGGAGUUCGCAAGAUCAUCGGAGACAUCUCGGCGUACAAGCUGUGGAAGUGCGACUACGUCGCAGCAGCGUGGGCGCUCGCAAACUUGUCGGCGGGGCAGUUCGUCAUCGGCGCCGACGAGAACGGGUCAACGCCUAUCUCGGCUUUUCUGGAGCUUCCUAUCAACUCGUCGAUCGUGGAGGAGGCUGAACCGGGGCGCUCUCCCAGGCUGAAGAAGUUCAGCAGCAGGAGCAUCGGGUUUCUGAACAGCCAGGCGAACCAGGCGAGGAGCAUGUACCGGGGCCGGAGCGCGCCGUUGACGUGCAGGAGCACGAGCUCGCUGGCGGCCGUCAUGGCGCAGAUGCUGUCCCACCGGGCCACGCACGUGUGGGUGACCGACGCGGACGCCGAGGAGGACGGCGUCCUCGUCGGUGUCGUCGGGUACAUCGACAUCCUCGGCGCCGUCACCAAGAACGUUUGAUUGACCAUCGCCGCCGUCCUGGUUUCGAUGAUGAUGAUCUCCACCGGCGCGUAUUUUGUAAACAGUUGUAGUGCUUGGUUGGUUUUUGGUUUUGUGGUGCUCUGGGAUAGUUUUUUUGAGAGCUGUCGGCGUGCGUGGAACUGAAGUGUAUUGUGGGUGUACUGUGCAUUCUUUGUUGAUGGGUUUUUAUAAAACAGGCUCGGGCUAACAUUCGUUGCUCGACUUGUUCAGGCU
Messenger RNA from Brachypodium distachyon (stiff brome), 1810 nucleotides. Its product is annotated as CBS domain-containing protein CBSX6. The record is from RefSeq and is a predicted model, not a curated record. Bases 380 to 1576 code for a protein of 398 amino acids. Lineage: Eukaryota; Viridiplantae; Streptophyta; Magnoliopsida; Poales; Poaceae. The transcript has 2 exons.